AAAGUUUUUCGGCACGUCUGUUACGUCUCCUUGGAUUCCAUCACACCAGCAACUCUCUCACACGCUAUUCUUCUCGCCAAUUGUACUAUAGCCAUCUGUUUCCAUAUACUGCAUUGCACAGCUGCCUGGUCCCGCCCUCCUGCUUCCUCCUUCGCAGCACAGCAUCUCCCCGAGUGCAGUACCCCGAUUGUACAUUAGCUAUUCUUUUUUGGAGUAUCGCAACAGCUUCACAGCUCCGCUCGCAGCACCCCGCGCCCCGCCAUGGCCCACCUAAAGUCUUCUGCUGCCACUCUCUCGGCCUUCCGCUCUGCUACUUCGAUUCGCGCCCCUCUCAACAAGCGCUUUUUCACCCCUUCGGCGUUCAACAUGGUCAAGAAAGCCUACUUUGAUUGCACCUGGACUGGCCCAGACGUCCAAGUCGACGACCAGGGCAAUGUCACCAAAACGGGCGACGUCAAGGAGCAAUCCGGCCGCAUCAACUUCGAGCUCUUCGACGACGUGGUCCCCAAGACGGCCGAAAACUUCCGCGCUCUCUGCACCGGCGAGAAGGGCUUUGGCUACCAAGGCUCAAAGUUCCACCGCGUCAUCCCCCAGUUCAUGCUCCAGGGCGGCGACUUCACCCGUGGCAACGGCACUGGUGGCAAGUCCAUCUAUGGCGAGAAGUUUGCCGACGAGAACUUCAAGUUGAAGCACGACCGCCCCUUCCUCCUCUCCAUGGCCAACGCGGGCCCCAACACCAACGGCUCCCAAUUCUUCGUCACCACCGUCAUCACCUCAUGGCUCAACGGCAAGCACGUCGUCUUCGGCGGCGUUCCUGAUGGCGAUGUCGACUCAUACAGGGUGGUCCGCGCCAUUGAGGCCUGUGGCAGCGGCAGCGGAAGCAUCAAGUACAAGGACGGUCCGCCUACCAUCACUGCUGCCGGUGCCGAACUUCAGCCACCGCUAGUUCGCACCAUGUCGGCGCCUUUUCACCCUGCAACCUACGGUAUCCAUGCUGAUGACCGCAUCAACAUCUUGACGGACGUAGCCCCUCCAAUACACACAUCAACCACGUUCCGAUACCCGCACAAUUCAGACGACCUUAACCCCAUUCCAAAAGACCUCGAAAACGCAUAUGUCGGCGUCCAAACCCCAUUAGUCUACUCCCGCUUAGCAUCCGCCAACAUCAACCGCCUAGAAACCAUUCUAUCACCGCUAAUCUACCCUGGUUCCAAGGCAGAAGAACUAGAACAGCUAGCAGACCAUGUCGUCAGCUACAGCAGCGGCUUGAGCGCCUUCCACGCCUUGCUCGUCAACAUAGUGCCGAAAGUCAUCGCUAUCUCUGGCGGUUACCAUGGGUGCCACGGCGUAAUCGACCUCCACAAGAAGAUGCACGGCGUCAAAACCGUAGAUCUACACGCCGACGAUGCCGCCUGGGAUCAAGCAGGUCUAGGAAAGGGUGACUUGGUGCACCUUGAAACACCCUUGAACCCAACGGGGGAAGCCUACGAGAUCAAAAAGUACGCCAACAGAGCGCAUGCGCGUGGUGCGUUUCUCAGUGUAGAUGCUACCUUUGGGCCGCCUGGGCUGCAGGAUCCGUUUGCGUGGGGCGCGGAUGUGGUUUUGCAUUCUGGCACAAAGUAUAUAGGGGGCCAUAGCGAUAUGUUGUGCGGUAUCCUUGCUACGGCCAAAGGAGCAGACGGGCUGAAGCGAGCCAGGACGCUGAGGGUAGAGAGGAUCUUUCUCGGCGCCGUGCUGGGCAGUUUGGAGGGCUGGUUGGGUGUGCGGAGUAUGCGGACGAUGGAGUUGCGGGUGCAGAGGCAAUCGAGCAAUGCGGAGAAGCUAGUACGAUGGCUUGACGACGCACUGCAUGGGAAAGGCACGGAGGCUGACGACGACGUGGUGAAGAAGGUGGUUAGCAAGGUUGUGCAUGCAAGCUUGCAAGAACAAGACAUGGGCUGGUUGAAGAAGCAGAUGCCCAAUGGCUUCGGCCCCGUGUUCAGCAUCUACACGCACACGUCCUCCCAAGCCCGCCAACUCCCUUCAAAACUCCGCCUCUUCCACCAUGCUACUUCGCUCGGUGGCGUCGAGUCGCUGAUUGAGUGGCGCCGCAUGUCAGACUCUGAUGUAGACGAGACUUUGCUCAGGGUCAGUGUUGGCGUGGAGAACUGGGAGGACUUGAAGAGUGAUCUUUUGGCUGCUUUCAAGGCGUUGGCGGAGACAGGCGUGAGCGCGGAGAAGAAUGAAAGGGGAACCAAGGUAGGGCAUGUGCAGCUUGGGCAGGAGGGGGCGGAAGUGCCCGAGGCUGGCGCGGGUGCUGUUUGA
Messenger RNA from Cucurbitaria berberidis CBS 394.84, 2304 nucleotides. RefSeq lists its product as uncharacterized. The record is from RefSeq and is a predicted model, not a curated record. Lineage: Eukaryota; Fungi; Ascomycota; Dothideomycetes; Pleosporales; Cucurbitariaceae. Gene Ontology annotation, biological process: protein peptidyl-prolyl isomerization; protein folding; transsulfuration. The coding region runs from base 262 to 2304 and encodes 680 amino acids. Gene Ontology annotation, molecular function: carbon-sulfur lyase activity; peptidyl-prolyl cis-trans isomerase activity; pyridoxal phosphate binding. Gene Ontology annotation, cellular component: cytoplasm. The transcript is spliced from 6 exons.